AUGAAUCCGGUGCCAUCCACCUUCGGCACACGCCUCCACACCCUUCAAGUGCACGCCAUGAAGAUGCGCUCGGCGACGGUGGAGGCGGCGAGGGAGCCGCCGCACAGUCAGGGGCGAACUUUGAGUGCGGCGCAAAUCAAGGCCUACCUCCCGUGCUACCAAUUCCUCGUGACUGGCGUGACGGAUAUCAUUAUGCAGUGGAAUCCGUUCGCCGGCCAGUACGGGCAGUACGAGGUGCAGGGCUGCGAGGGCGUCUCGCCGCAGCUGUACCACCCGGUCGGUUUCGCCAUCGAGGCUGGCGGCGCCCACGCCCAGUGCCCCCCCCUUUCGGGAAACGAGUGCCCUGAGGUGGAGGGGCGGGAGUACCUGCAGUACUUCGUCAACACCGCCCCGGCCUGGAACUCCGCCGACCCCAACGACUUCGGCCUGGACAGCUACGAGCCCCUCUUCUUCAACUCGAGAGACCACUGGAGUCAGGUCAAUUACCACGCGAAGCUCCUCGUCCCGGCGAACGGGUGCUUCGACGGCGCUUGCUACAAGAAGAUCUUCUACUUCUCUCAGCCUGCGCUGACGGCUGACGGCUACGCGUGCGCUGGCGCUAUGGGGGGCUGUACCGACCAACUCUACGACGUCAACUUUGAGAAAAUCACUCUCCCGAGCUCCUUCGACCUCGGCUGCGGCACGUGGGACUCGGAGCCCUACUCGAACGACCACGGCUCGUGCACGGGCAAGAAGUUCCUCUGCGGCGCCGGCGCCCAAACGUCGUUCUCGCAGUGCCUCGAGGCCGCCGAUUGCCAGAUGCACCACGAGAUGGCGACCCAGAUCGAAGCGAACGACGGCCCUCUGGUCUCGUUCGCCAAGCAGAUGAUUCCGCACCACGCGAACGCGGUGGCGCAGGCCAAAUCGCUCAUGAAGUACAUGACGAACCAGGAGGUGGCAGGGCUCGGCCUCGAUUACGACGAGUACUACGCCCUCGCGCAAGAGAUUGUGCGCCUUGAAACACAGCCGUUUGCACCGCUCCGAUUCGCCGACUGCACCCUUCUCCUCCAUGGGCUCGAUCCGAUUCCGCAGCGUGUCGUCCUCAGCGGCGGUGAGAUUCUGCGGUCUAUGUUCGCCGUUCUCGCCCUCGUGCCGGCGGCACCGGCGGCACCGGCGGUGACUGAGCCGUGCGUCUGUGCUUUGAAUUGGACGUAUCCAGACAGCGGCCAGGCUUGCAGCGAGACGCAGUUCGGUUGCCCGCCGGUCGCGUGCGACGGACCGUACCCACCGUGGUGCGUCGUCGAGUCGCUGCCGUGCACCGACCCUGACCCUGAUUCAGGCAUCAACACUGGCUUGUACGGCGGUGAUUGGAUUAAUUGCAAGCCGGAGUAUUCGCCACCGCCGCCGCCGAUGCCACCCUUUUCUGUUUUUCGCAUCGGCGCCCUCUUGCCGCGGCAGCUGCCAAGCGGCGAGUUGAUGCACCUGGGUCGGGCAGAGGACCUGACGUCCGUGCUCAUGGCAAUCGAGGAGAUAAACAACAAAACUGACGGCGUGGCGGACGACCUGCUUCCAAACACGAAGCUUUUGCUCGCGCACCGCGACUCGCGCUGCGACGCGGAGUUCAGCUUCGACGCGGCGUACGAGCUGCUCCGUCGCGCCUUUGGUGGGGCGGGCGUUCACGCGCUUAUCGGUGCAUUCUGCUCGAGCGCGUCGAUCUCCGCUGCGAGGCUGGCGGCGCUGGCGGACACGCCGCAAGUCUCACAUGCGUCCACGAGCUCAGAACUGAGCGGCGACGACUUUCCCUUUUUCGCGCGGGUUUCCACCUCUGGUUCCCUCAUGGCUAUGGGUUUGGCUGAGGCCACUCGAAACCUCCUCGGCGUCAAGCGCGUGGCCACCAUUGCGUGCACGGACGCAUAUUGCACCGCCAGCAUGGCGGCCUUUGAGGCGGCCGCAUCUGCUCAAGGAGUCACCCUCAUUGAGUCUGUCAGCUUCGAAAACGGUCAGAGCAACCUCGGCGAGCCCCUCGCUGCUCUGCGCGCCUCGCGUGCGACCGUCUUCGUCACCAUUGCUCAGCCAGAAGAUGCAGAUCGCCUUUUGGAGCAAGCCCUCGGUGCACGGCUCGUCGGCCCUGAAUUCACCUGGGUUGGCUUGAUCGGUCUAUUCGAAGGGCUGGGCUCGCUGGCCGGCCGUGGCCUACCCGUGGACGAUUUCCGCGGAAUGCUCGCGAUCACAAACUCAAUCGUGCCAAGCGUGGCGUACGACGGCUACGCCUCCCGCAAGCGCGCGCGGCCAUCCACGCUCGGCGACGGGACAAAUUGCGACCCGGCAGAGGACGACGAGGGGCACAAACUCUGGUCAGUUGAUACCGAUGAGGAUACCAUGGCGCCACGCUGCUUCGGUGCCAACAAUCAGUUUCCCGAGAGCGCCUACGCCCCGAGAGCUUACGACGCUGUGUACGCUGUGGCGCACGCAGUCCAAGCGCUGGUGGACGACCCGCACGUUCAGCAUGUUGACGGCGACGCGCUGAUGGCGGCCCUUCUCUCCGUCCAGUUCGAGGGCGUGACGGGCAACAUCUCCUUCUCGUCCGAGCCGGCCACCCUCGGCGACCGCGCGGAUGGCGUCCUUUACGACGUAAUGAACGCGAACGCAUCCGGCGCGUGGGUCAAGCUGGGCACCUGGCAGCCGGCCGACAACUGGGAGCAGAGCUUUGCCGGCAACGGUCAGGCGCUGACGAGGCCAACGCCCGACAACAGCAAGCCGCCACAGCUCGUGGGCGAUACGCUGCGCGUCGGAGUCUUUUGUAAUAAAUCGCCAAGGUUCUUCCUAUACGAGCAAUGCCAGCAUGUGAUGCACAUCAUUGACCGCAUCAAUGACAAGAAGGACGGCUUCCUCGACGACUUACUUCCGGAUCACAGGCUCUUCUACUCUAUGGUUCAGAUAUGGGAAGGCUGUUCCGAGACUGAGGCCAUUCGAAGCCAGUUCGAGCAGCUGGAUUCCGACUUGAAUGGAGUGGUCGCCACCAUCGGCCCGUUCUGUUCGGAUAACGUGGCCGCUGUGACAGCCACCGAGUGGCGCGCUGGACCCGACAUCUCUACCGUCGUGCUCUCGCCGUCGUCGACGGCUCCGAUCUUGGCGAACGUGGGCGCAUACCCGAACCUGUUGCGCCUCUCGAGCAACGACAAGCACGUCACGUCUGCCCUUGCCGCACUCGCAGAGCGGCUGAGAUGGCAAGCCAUUUGCGUGCUCCAUGACGACAGUCUAUGGGGACGCGGGGUCAUGCAGUCUUUCACCUCAGCCUUUGAGAGCUCGGGUGGGAAAAUCGUAAACAAUGGCACGGCGGAAUUUUCCAAGGCAGCUUUUGACGGCGGCAAGUUGACAGGGAGCGACCUGCUCGACCAGCUCGAAGACUGUUCUUCGCAAAUCAUCCUCCUUGUCGCCUACCCGGAUGCGCAGCGGGCUGUGUUCGCUGCCGCCUACGACGAACGUCGGCUUUGGGGGCUGGGCUACGGUUGGCUCAACGCGUAUCCGACUGAGUUGGCCCUCUACAAUGAAGAUGGGUCGGUGAACUCGUCCGCUGUGCAUGGCUCGGAAGGGGUUCUCGGAGUCAUCGAGUCAUCCGGCGUAAGCAGCGCCUCCGACCUCAGCCUAAAUUAUCAGGCGCUGUGGGGUGAGGUGUCGAGCAGUCGAGGCUGCACCAACAUGAGCCCGCACUCCCGACCCUUCUGCGACCACGACGACGACGCCUGGACGCUUCCCGAUUACACGGCAUUGUACGUGGAUGCAGUGCUCAAGCUCGCAGUGUCUGCCGAUGCUGCGAUCCGCAACGGCUCACGGCCAGGAGACGCAGAUGCGCUGUACGCGACGAUGCUGGCGGCUGACACCGUGACGGGGCUGAGCGGCCCUCUUGUUUUCGACGCCAGCGGAGAUCGACUCGGCACCUUGAAGGUGCUCAACUACCGGCUGCUCACCGAAGCUUCUCAGUCGGGGCGCCGACUUAGCUCAGUACUUCUGCCGAGCUCGUUGCUUGAGUUCUCAAUCGUGGGCAUCUACUCUACCGCAACCUCGACGUUGCAGCUGCCAGACGUUGGCGCUCUCGUCUUCUCCGGGGGAUCGACGGAGGUGCCACAGCACUCCUCCCCUCCUCCGCCGCCUCCGCCGCCUCCGCCGCCAUCACCUCCUCCUGAGCUGCCGUUGAGCUCCGGAGUACUCGUCGUGAUCGUCUUGCUUUCGGCCCUGACCCCCGUCGUCGUGGUUUGGGUCGCCGUUCGAGAGUGGCGCCGUCGGCGGGAGCGCGAGCACGAACGGACAAGACAGCAGUGGCUGAGAUAUCUCUCAACGGGACAGCCCGUGCAGCUGGAGCCGCUCACAAACGGCAACAAGUACCAUCUGUUUCUUUCCCAUUCGUGGCUUUCCGGACAGGAUGCUGUCCGAGUGAUGAAGGAACGGCUGCUAAAUCUGUUGCCGGACACGAAGAUCUUUCUCGACGUGGACGACUUGGCGUCCGGGCGAGGCGCAGCCGAGGUUGCUGCGUCGGAGAUUCUCAUCGUCUUUUUGUCGGACGGCUACCUCACGCGCCCCAACACCGUGCGCGAACUGCUUCGGGCGAUGACUCUGCAAAAAAUCAUCAUCACCGUCUACGAUGAGCGCAGCGUCUACAUGGACAAAGAUGUGCUCGGAGCAGCGAUCGACGCAGCUUGCCUGAACCUUUCGAGGUGGGCUCUCGACGGCGACUUGGCGGCCUGGGGCGCAGAGGUCCCGACCACGGCCGACAUCUUUGCUGCACUGACAGCCCGGCCUCUGCUGUGGACUCGUGUUCCAGCUUUCAUGAACGUCACUUUGCAGGCGUGCGUGACACCGCUGGUUCAGCCCAAGGCGCCCAUCUUGCAAUCUGUCCCGUCUUGGGCGCAGAAGGGGCUUGGUCGCGCAGACGGGAAAGCGAGUCUCUCCCCGGAGGUGCUCGAGCGCGCAAUCGAGAUGAUGCAGAUUGCUGCUGAGCCUGGCGAGGCGGCUUCGAUGAGCCUGUACACGCGAGCCGGCAUUGGCUUCACCUGGCAGAGGCUCCGCGCUGGAGAGAGGUUUCGACUCUACGCCAGCCCACACAACCCCGGCGCGCUCGAGCUCACCCAGGAGCUGUCUUGCCUGCUGCGGCACCUCGACAUAGAGCUCGAAGUGACGACCUCCGUCGCCGACCUCACGGCCUGCAGCCACAUGCUGCUGUACCUCGACAAGCGCACCUGGACGGAGAAUGACCAGCGGAUAGCUGCGCUCUCGAGCGACGUGAAGGCCGCCCUGGCCAAGCGCGUCCACCUGCUUCUGGUUCACGAGAGCGAGCCGUUUGAGUACAUGGAGGGCAGCCACGCCGGCGUCAAGUUCGACGACCUCUUCGACUGCGUGGAUGGCGCGACCCCCAUCGAGCUGCUUCAGCGAAAGGUCUACUCGGAGGUUGCGGUGCCGCUCAAAGAAGGCAUCUAUCGGCCCGCAAGCCUGCUGCUGCUCGCACGCGCUGUCGGCGACCAGACGCGGGCUUCGGCGCUGCGGCAGCUCACUUCUUCCUCCAAAGAGCUGCGCCUGCCCUCUACGACUUUUGCGGAGGGCAGAGCGAGUCUGAUGAGCCGGAGCAAACAUGACCGCUUGAGCCUGUAG
Molecule: messenger RNA, 5622 nt
Organism: Emiliania huxleyi CCMP1516
Lineage: Eukaryota; Haptophyta; Isochrysidales; Noelaerhabdaceae
Exons: 11
Coding region: 1-5622 (1873 amino acids)
Biological process (GO): G protein-coupled receptor signaling pathway
Cellular component (GO): membrane
Molecular function (GO): G protein-coupled receptor activity
Source: RefSeq, a predicted model, not a curated record